AUGACACAAGGUAAAAUUAUUAACAUAGGUAUAAUUGGUGUAGGUGAAGUUAGUCAGGUUGUACAUAUACCAACGUUUGGUUAUUUGUCUGAUAAGUUCAAAAUCACCUACCUUUCAGAUUCUUCUGAAGAUGCUCUUGAAUUUGCUAUGAAGAGAGUCAACGGGUUCAGCUCUGGUGAUGUGAAAACCACUCAAGAUUCAUUAGAGUUGAUUUCAUCCAAAGAUGUUGACAUUGUGUUAAUAGCUACACCAGAUGAAUAUCAUGUUCCUUUGGCAAUUGAGGCAUUGAAGAGAGACAAAUUCGUUCUUGUAGAGAAACCAGUUGCUUUGACGGAUUAUCAAGCAACAUGUCUUCUUGAAGCUGAAAGAGAGUCUAAGGGUAAAGUUUUUAUUGGUUACAUGCGAAGAUAUGCACCAGCAUUUGAUCUAGCUAUGGAGGAAAUUAGAGGUAUCAAAAAUAUCAAGUUUGCUAGAGCGCGUGAUAUUAUUGGUCCAAACGUAAAUUUCGUGAAUGAAUCUGGUACAUUUCCUAAAAGUUUCAAAGACUACUCGCAAGAAAGUGUAGACGAUAAAAAUGAGAGGGGACGGCUUCUUGUUACCGAGGCAUUGGAAAGAGAUAUCGGUCUCAAAGAAUAUGAUCAAGCUGAAAAAAGAGGAUGGAGGCUUUUAGGUGGGCUUGGGUCCCAUGAUAUUUCCCUUUUGAGAGAAGCUUUGGGUUCUCCAAUUGGUUAUAUAGGUGCCAAAAUUAAUCCACCAUUUGUGAAUGCCUUAUUAGACUAUGGUGAUUUUGCUGUAUCCUAUGAAACUGGUAUUCAUCAAGUCUCCGAGUUUGAUGCCCAUUUAGAAGUUUACGGUGAAAACAAAAUUGUGAAAGUUCAAUAUAACACUCCAUAUGUUAAAGGCUUACCAAUCACUCUUGAGAUCAGGGAAAACAUUGAUGGUCAAUUUUUCACUAAAGUUAUCAGACCUACAUUUGAAGAUCCAUAUACUAUUCAAGCAAAUAAGCUUUAUAGAGUUUUCACUCAAGGCGAAGACUUCAAGACAACAGCAAAUGAUGCUGUGCUUGAUUUGGAAAUUUUCAAAGGUAUCAUUAAAGCUUCUAAUGAUUAUAAAUUUAAAUAG
This is a messenger RNA of Debaryomyces tyrocola, 1122 nucleotides long. The record is from the annotation of a GenBank genome assembly. Lineage: Eukaryota; Fungi; Ascomycota; Pichiomycetes; Serinales; Debaryomycetaceae.